AUGGUAUCUCUUCCAAAAUAUUUGAAGCAGUCAGAUAGGGAGCUUGAGAACAAGUUUAGGUUUAUACAACACCAGGAAGAUGCCCGCAUUCGUGAUGCAACGAUGGAUCCCUCAAAUUCCAAGUGGACAUUUGGAGUCAGCAUCGAUGACUCCAAUAGAUACAGAAACAGAUAUGUGAACAUUAUGCCAUACGAGAAGAACAGGGUGAAGCUGAAUGUUUAUAAUGGCAACGAUUAUAUGAACGCAUCAUAUGUGAAAGUGAAUGUGUCAGGUCAAACAAUGAAACCUGGUUUUUACAUUGCCACACAAGGUCCAACAGAAAGAACUUGGGACCAAUUCUGGCAGAUGUGCUAUCAGAAUUACAGCGAGAAUGAUAGUAACGACAGUGUUGUUAUUGUUAUGGUGACCCCGCUUGUUGAGUACAAUAGGGAGAAAUGUUACCAGUAUUGGCCAAGAGGUGGUUCGUCGGACUCGAUUAGAAUCGCUGAGAAAGUGCAAGACCCCGGUGAGGAUGAUGUGAGUGAGUUUGAACAUGCCUUAAAGAUUGAGUAUGCCAAUAGCAGGAGAUAUGACGAUUGUUAUACCUUAACUACGAUGCGACUGGUUCCGGUGGAUGAGUCUGGCGAGGAACUAGGGCCUGCGAAGACAGUGCAUCAUUUUUACUUUGACCAGUGGAGAGAUAUGAGCAAGCCUGAGGAGGUGAUUCCUAUCAUGAAGUUAUGCCAGCACUCGCAUAGCUUGAACAAGGCCGGGAACCCCAUAAUUGUGCAUUGCUCCGCCGGCGUCGGUAGAAGCGGCACGUUCAUUGCGCUGGAUCAUAUGUUGCACGAUACCGAGGACUUCAAGAUUGACGCGGAGCAGAAGAUGAGCUCUGGAGGCCAGAUGGUCGGGUCUCCUUUGCAUCCCGACAAAGGGUACGAUCACGACUUGAUUGAGCAAAUUGUGUUGCAGUUGCGUGCUCAGCGAUUGAAGAUGGUGCAGAUGUCUGACCAGUACAAGUUUAUAUACCAUGCGGCCAAGUACAUGUACCAGCACCCGCCGCACUGA
Messenger RNA from Tetrapisispora phaffii CBS 4417, 1047 nucleotides. It is a transcript of the gene PTP1, whose product is annotated as tyrosine protein phosphatase PTP1. The coding region runs from base 1 to 1047 and encodes 348 amino acids. NCBI's taxonomy places the organism in Eukaryota, Fungi, Ascomycota, Saccharomycetes, Saccharomycetales, Saccharomycetaceae. Gene Ontology annotation, molecular function: protein tyrosine phosphatase activity. Gene Ontology annotation, biological process: protein dephosphorylation. The record is from RefSeq and is a predicted model, not a curated record. The transcript has a single exon.